Molecule: messenger RNA, 546 nt
Organism: Gracilinanus agilis (Agile Gracile Mouse Opossum)
Lineage: Eukaryota; Metazoa; Chordata; Mammalia; Didelphimorphia; Didelphidae
Gene: PPP1R14C
Product: protein phosphatase 1 regulatory inhibitor subunit 14C
Exons: 4
Coding region: 1-504 (167 amino acids)
Biological process (GO): regulation of phosphorylation
Cellular component (GO): cytoplasm
Molecular function (GO): protein serine/threonine phosphatase inhibitor activity
Source: RefSeq, a predicted model, not a curated record
AUGUCUGUGGCUACCGGCAGCAGCGAGCCGGCCAGUGGCGCAGGGGGCGGGGGCAGUCGGGUUUUUUUCCAGAGCCCCCGGGCUGGCGCAAGCGGCGGGUCGGGCUCCAGCACCGGAUCUGGUUCCUCCCGGGAAGAUUCUGCUCCGACAGUUGUGCCUGCUGUGGCCGGGCAGGUUCAGCAGCAGCAGCAACAGCAGCGGCGCCAUCAGCAGGGGAAAGUGACCGUGAAAUACGAUCGGAAGGAGCUGCGGAAAAGGCUAGUGUUGGAGGAGUGGAUCGUGGAACAGCUGGGGCAGCUGUACGGUUGCGAGGAAGAAGAGAUGCCAGAUGUCGAAAUUGACAUUGAUGAUCUUCUUGAUGCUGACAGUGAAGAGGAGAGAGCUCUCAAAUUACAGGAAGCUCUCGUAGACUGCUACAAACCAACAGAGGAAUUUAUCAAAGAACUCCUAUCUCGGAUAAGAGGCAUGAGGAAACUGAGUCCCCCCCAAAAGAAGGGUAUAUAAUUUUUGGCAUGGAGAGUAGAAUUCUCUCCAAGAGACACAGAA